Xylona heveae TC161 is the source of this 820-nucleotide messenger RNA. RefSeq lists its product as hypothetical. The transcript is spliced from 2 exons. NCBI's taxonomy places the organism in Eukaryota, Fungi, Ascomycota, Xylonomycetes, Xylonales, Xylonaceae. The coding region runs from base 81 to 560 and encodes 159 amino acids. The record is from RefSeq and is a predicted model, not a curated record.
GAACAUAAAACGUUGUCUGUGCAGCGGGUGCGGGAACCAGGGGGCGUUGUGGGUUUGCGUGUCGGUAAGUUAUUGCGUGAAUGAUCUGCACCGUCUUGAGGGUACCGAUCCACACAGUACUCGCAGACACAAAAGCCCUGCGCAAGAACUUUGAGCAAGGUACAAUAGCGGAUUGCCGUUCUUUCUCCACAGCAAGGAAGGAGCGAAGGAUGAGCAAAUGGCGAGCCAAUCAUAAUGAUGUAGCUGCCAUAGCUUCUCUUGCACAGCCCCUUUGCCAAGCCGACCCCUAUCCUUUCUCGGCAAAUCAAACACACCCAGACAACGUUCUAGUAUGCAUUAUCUCCGUGGUCACCAACCCAGCAAGCAUACGGAAGCAGAGGAGAGGAGAGUGUCUGUACCUAGUAUUGGCCUCCAUUGCGAUCUCUCUCAAUAGAGAGCCCAUUACUCCGUACAGUAUCCGCUUUUCUGUAUUGAAGAGCGGCAAAUGGGCGCUUGGUCUUGAUGAUCUGUGCUCCUCUGAGCUUGCGGAACCUUGGCGGAGAUUCUCUGUGACCACUUGAUCCCGCCCCUGUCUCCAAUUCACUGCAUUCCUUUCGUCGCCCCAUUGAUUCAGUGUUUUCACUUUUCUUAAUCUCCUCAAGCCUGAUGCAGAACCUGUCACUGCUUCAAUACGGUCUCUGAGAUUCGGUCAUCCGUUCCUUUGAAACCAUACCCUCUACUCACGACGCCCUCCAAAGAGCUUCGUUGGACACGAAGCAGGCUGGCCCUGAACAACGGAUUGCAGAAGAAGCCUUUGGAACCGGUUUCCCCCCCCCAGCGC